AUGGGACGAAGAAAGAUUGAAAUCAAAGCGAUCAAGGAUGACAGGAAUCGCUCUGUCACCUUCCUGAAGCGAAAGGGCGGCCUUUUCAAGAAGGCACACGAGCUCUCCGUCCUGUGCUCCGUCGAUGUCGCCGUAUUCAUUUUUGGCAAUAAUAAGAAGCUCUACGAAUAUUCAUCUUCAGAUAUGCGACAGCUCAUCACACGAUACCAAUAUCAUGGCGGUCCCAACGAACACAAAGGCCCAUCCGAUUUCAACGGCGGUAACGACGAGGAGGAGGAAGAGGAGGGCGAUGGCACUCCUCCCCACGCGCCCGAAGGUGUCGAGAACCAGAUGAUGCCUCCCCAUUUUCACGGCCAGGCCCAGCCCCCGUUCCCCCAGAUCCGACACCACACGCCUUCAGCAUCGCCGCCCAUUGGCAACGGCCCUUUCCAAGGACACCCGGGCCAUCCUAUUCAGCGCACGCAUACCCCACAGCCUUCGAUCGGCUCACGGCCGGGAUCUCGAAAUGACAUCCGCCGGAUGGGCCCCGCCAUGGUCUCUCAACCUCCGCCUCCUACCGGACCUCCGCAUGCCGGGAUUAGCUAUAUGCCUACGCCUCCCAUCUACAACCCUCCUCAUCCCUCUGGUUUGAUGCCCCAGCAGGGGCCUACCCCUCAGUAUGCCACCUACCACCCACAGCCAAGUCCAAUGCCGCAGCACAGUCCCUACAUGGACGACCGAAGAUCCCCCAUGCCAUCGCCUAUGCCUCCUGCCUACUCGUCGCAACCGCCUUCGCAAGGGCUCCAGGCUCCGGCGCGUCCAACCCCGUCUCCUCAGCCAAACCACCAGCAACUGCCACCGAACCCUAUACCGCAAAUCUCGCCGCCUCCACCUCAGCCGCAGCAGGUCGAGCGUCGUCUGCAGGACCCUCCACCACCUCCUCCCGUGGAACCCAAGACGGAAUCCCAAGAACGCCCUCAGCCGCCCCUGCUCAACACGGAUACAGCCAUCAAGAAACUGCCCCAGCGGAAAUCUCACAGCAUCUUUACGCCCAUUGAGGAGAACCGUUCUAUUCUGUCCCAGCAUCUUGCCUCUUUCGCAAAUGAGCCCAUGAAAUCGGAAUCAGCGGCUGCAGCAGCGGCAGCUAAUGCGGCCAGUGCCGCCAAUCGGUCGCAGUCGGUAGAUGUGGGUGCGCUCAACCGAGUGGGUGACACCUCAAAAUCGCCUCACUUGCCACAGCGCGCCAGCACACAAGCUGAUGACAAGUCCCGAACUGUCUCAUUGUCAUCAAUACCAGAGACCACAUUGACGCCGCCCUCACGGUCCAACAGCGUCAAGGUUGGCGGUGGUCCCGGCGGAGCGCGGCCUAGGGGGCCCCGUUUGACGGUGCAGAUUCCCGAUGGCGGUUCAGAGGCUGGUGGCAGCGCGCGCACAGCUGACUCUAAUUCACCACGGAAUCCUACUGAGAGCACAACGCAGGCGCCUCAACGCCACAACUCUCAGUCAUCGCUCGUCUUACCGCCUCCAUCACCUUCUGCCCAAACAUUGCUGUCAGCCGGCGCCACCGGGCCACCAAAUCCCUUUGCUCGGCCGCCGCCUCAGCAGAACGUGAACGGAGACACUCCAGUAUCAGCACUACCGUCUCGAUUCCUGACAAAUGAGUUGUUGCCAAGCCCAAGUAGUUUCUACCCAGAUUGGAACUUCAGGGGAGGCGACAGCAAUACGCUUCCCAGCCCGCUCAACUUUGCUACUCCUGUAGUCGGAUCAGGGCCCAGCUUCCUAAGAGAUGACAACUUGAAUUCCAGCAUCAAUAGCAACUCGAAUAACGCUACAUCCACCUCCAACGGCACCUACAAUUCGAGUUUGCAUGUCAAUACAAGCAAUUCAACGGCAACGAAGCGUAAAACGCCCGAGUUGGGUGCCACAGCCCAGAGUGAGGCAGAGGAGUCGACGGACCCUAAAAGGCUCAAGGUUGAGUGA
Molecule: messenger RNA, 1959 nt
Organism: Fusarium keratoplasticum
Lineage: Eukaryota; Fungi; Ascomycota; Sordariomycetes; Hypocreales; Nectriaceae
Product: MADS-box domain-containing protein
Exons: 3
Coding region: 1-1959 (652 amino acids)
Biological process (GO): positive regulation of transcription by RNA polymerase II
Molecular function (GO): protein dimerization activity; RNA polymerase II cis-regulatory region sequence-specific DNA binding; DNA-binding transcription factor activity, RNA polymerase II-specific
Source: RefSeq, a predicted model, not a curated record